Molecule: messenger RNA, 4964 nt
Organism: Suillus plorans
Lineage: Eukaryota; Fungi; Basidiomycota; Agaricomycetes; Boletales; Suillaceae
Product: glycosyltransferase family 2 protein
Exons: 6
Coding region: 184-4530 (1448 amino acids)
Cellular component (GO): cell periphery; cell septum
Molecular function (GO): chitin synthase activity
Source: RefSeq, a predicted model, not a curated record
UGCUCGUGGCAAAAAACGACGUAUUGAGAGGCCUUUUGCCUUGCGCCACUACACGGGGCAGUAGCCAAUUUCCCAUUCCCUUCAAUCGAAUCCGCCGCUCUUUUCUCCUCACUAUCACAAGCAGCGCUGCUGACGUUUACGACAGCGACCACAUCAGGGUGAACUUUCCUUGACCCUAAAACAAUGGAUUAUCGUGAUCAAAGACGUUCACGGUCUGCCCACCACCAACAUCAUCACCCAUCACCCCCGCAGACUCCUCCCGUCUACCCACAACAGCAGUAUUCUGGGUAUAGCCAUUUAUCUUCUCCGUCACCUGCGAGCGCCUACUCGCAGCAGCGGCCAGCGUUCAACCAGUUUCAAGAGGGCAGAACACCAAAUAUCUCUUUUCAAACUACUGAGCGUGGUGAUAGGCAGAGUGCCCUGGAUCAGCAACGCCAGCGUACACUGCCCUCUGCAUACGAAAACCAACUUUCACCUACUAUCGACUCUGCAGGAGCAGAUCACCUCGAUCCUGCACGAGUGGGGCGGAAGAAGAGUUUGGUCCGACCAGACAGGGAGAAGAUCGAACCUGGCCACAGGCAAUGGCACUAUCGCACUCAUGCAGCACAGAUGCAGAAUGAGGGGACUGGUAGAGUGGGUGUUCAACCGUCAAGUACUGGUAAUUAUCCGCAGAAAGCAGUGCUCCGCAGAGGAAAAUCUUUUCUUGGACGUGAAGAGGACGUGCAGGAGUCAGGACUUGCUCUCUUUAAACGGGGUGCAACCCUUCGGCGCAAGCGCCCAGCAUCCACUCAGUCUGCCGCGCCACUAACAGUACCUGACCGCCAGUCACGCAAAUGUCUUGACAGCAUCGGGCCGGGGCCCAAGGAUGCAUGGUUUAUUUACUGUUACAUCAUUACCUGUUGGAUCCCCCACUUCAUUCUCCGGACAUGCGGUAUCCGCACGCCAGAUGCGCAACGUGCAUGGCGCGAGAAAAUAGGUCUAAUAAGCAUCAUCUUGAUAGAGAUGGCUGGUGUCGGUUUCGUUACAUUCGGCUUCACAGAAACUGUUUGCGGCAUUCCUCCAAAUCGAUUCCACCAGGGCCAGAUUCAGAACAACUCGGUGAUCAUCCAUGGCUAUGACUACGACUUUUCCAACUUCAAGCAUCCAGCCGUGGGGCCGUUCAACGGAUCAACAAACCCGCUGCUGACUGGUGGAUGGAACCUGGCCAGUAACGAUGCAAGCUUCUUGUUUCAGAUCACCAAUGAUAACUGCUUGGGCAUCAUCACGAAGGCGAACGGUUCCAGUAUCACGGGCAGUGGACAAAUGUUGGACUGGUACUUCCCCUGUAAUGUGUUCAAUCCACAGUCAAACGCACAGAAUGUGUCCGGAUAUGGAGAUUCGACGAACUGUCAUGUAUCUUCCACAGCAAGGCAGGGGCUAGCUGCGAUGAAGCCUCAGGGGCAGGUCUACUACACAUGGGAUGAUGUCGCAGCUUCCGGUCGUAAUUUGGCCGUCUUCGAGUCCAACGUUCUCGACCUAGAUCUUCUACAGUGGCUCAGCACUGCUGAGGUGCAGUACCCUGCUCUUUUCGAUGAGAUGAAAAAUGCAGAUGGAACAUAUAAUGGAAAAGACCUUUCUAUGAUGUUCAUGCGAUCAAACCAGCGCCAGGUCGGCAAGUGUCUGGAGGACGUGAUCACGGUCGGGUUUAUUGAUACCAAUUCAAUCGGUUGCGUUGCCUCCGAGGUCGUCCUCUAUCUGUCCCUCGUGUUCAUUAUCGGCGUCGUCGCUAUUCGCUUUGUCAUGGCCGUCAUGUUCGCAUGGUUUUUCUCAUGGAAGCUCGGUAAUUUCCCGCGGGAGACAUAUGAGCAACGUAUGCAGCGCUCCGCCCAGAUAGAAGACUGGUCGAACGAUAUCUACCGGCCUGCACCGAGCGAAUAUCGUCCCAAUGUGAGCAAGAAUGGAUUACGAAAUGGGAAGGUCGGGAAGAAAGGAUUCUUUCCGUCUACCUCUCGCUUCACACCACAGGAAAAUAUGCCUAAGGGCGCCUCUCCUCGACCUACCACGAAUUACGGAAUGGGAGAUCCCUACAAGCGGAACACCACAUAUUCUACCAAAGCUUCUAAAGUCAGUCCCCCUGAUACACCAUACCGUCAAUCAAGAAGCACCAUGUCGUUUGGUGAUAUAUCGUCUCGCAAUAUCUCUCCUCGCUCCGCGUUCCUUGACACACCCUGUCCGUUCCCUCUGCAGAAUGUUGUGCCACAGCCUCCCCCCGAUUUCGAACCGUUCAACUUCCCCCUCGCGCACACUAUUUGCCUGGUCACGGCAUACUCAGAGUCCGUCGAGGGUCUUCGUACAACGCUCGACUCCCUCGCCACGACAGAUUACCCUAACAGCCACAAGCUCAUCCUGGUCAUCGCGGAUGGUAUGGUCAAAGGUGCUGGUAACUCAAUGACAACGCCGGAGAUUUGUCUUUCAAUGAUGAAAGACUUCGCCAUCUCACCGCAUGAGGUCGAGCCACACUCUUAUGUUGCCAUUGCAGAUGGGCACAAGCGUCAUAACAUGGCAAAGGUCUACGCCGGUUUCUACGACUACGACAAUGCCUCGGUUGAGGUGUCGAAGCAGCAGCGCGUUCCGAUGGUUGUCGUUGCCAAGGUCGGCAACCCGCUGGAGACAAACGACGCGAAGCCUGGAAACAGAGGCAAGCGUGACUCGCAGAUCGUGCUCAUGGCGUUCUUGCAGAAGGUCAUGUUUGACGAGCGGAUGACGACGUUUGAAUAUGAGUUCUUCAACUCCAUCUGGCGCGUGACGGGUGUCAGCCCAGAUCGAUAUGAACUUGUGCUUUGCGUUGAUGCGGAUACCAAGGUGUUCCCGGAUUCGUUGACUCGCAUGGUGUCAUGCAUGGUUGUGGACGUUGAGAUUAUGGGUCUGUGCGGAGAGACAAAGAUUGCAAAUAAAGCGGAUAAUUUCGUGACGAUGAUGCAGGUCUUCGAGUACUACAUCUCACAUCACAUGACUAAGGCGUUCGAAGCCAUGUUCGGUGGUGUUACAUGUUUACCCGGUUGUUUCAGUAUGUACCGGAUCAAGGCUCCCAAGGGUGACACUGGGUACUGGGUUCCUGUCCUGGCAAACCCUGACAUCGUGGAACGGUACUCAGAGAACGUUGUUGACACUUUGCACAAGAAGAACCUGUUACUCCUCGGAGAAGAUCGAUACCUCACAACCCUCCUGCUCAAGACAUUCCCGCGGCGCAAGAACAUGUUCUGUCCCCAGGCCGUCUGCAAGACCAUCGUCCCUGACACCUUCCACGUUCUGCUCUCCCAACGUCGUCGGUGGAUUAAUUCAACGAUCCAUAAUCUGUUUGAGCUCGUUCUUGUCCGUGAUCUUUGCGGAACGUUCUGUUUCUCGAUGCAGUUCGUCGUGGGUAUGGAGCUUAUGGGAACGCUCGUCCUGCCCGCCGCUAUUAGUUUCACUCUCUACCUCAUCAUCAUCUCUAUCAUCCCUGGCGGUGCCAACACUACCAUCCCUCUCGUACUGCUUGCCAUCGUCCUUGGUUUACCCGGUCUCCUCAUUGUCGUAACGUCACGCAAGGUCGCUUAUGUCGGAUGGAUGAUCGUGUAUUUAAUUUCGUUGCCCAUAUGGAACGGUCUCCUCCCUGCAUAUGCGUUCUGGCACUUUGAUGACUUCUCAUGGGGUCAGACGCGGCAAGUUGCAGGUGAUAAGGGUGGCAACCAUGGUGAUAAGGAGGGAGAAUUUGACUCUUCGCAUAUCGUCAUGAAGCGCUGGGCUGAGUUCGAGCGUGAUAGGCGGUGGAAGAAUGGGGUGCAAUCUCGUGAUUCAACUGUCAACAAUCGGUACUCGAUGGCAUCAAACUCUGAUGUUAAUCAUAAUGGUGUUGACUCAUCAACGACAGAGUCUGCGCCCAGUGUGCCAUACGCAUCUGGUACUCGGUCGAGACACGACAGUAACGGCCUUCUUACACUCCCUACACCACUUUCCGUCAGUAAGAAUCCCAGCUCUGUGACACCAACCUCGUCAGCCGCUAUGUCACGCUCUAGUGAAGAUGUUGUUUAUUCAGAUGGGGGCUCCACCUCUAAUCAACGACUUGUUUCCUCCCAGCAAGACCAAUACGUCGACUCGUAUACUGAAUCUCCGACGCCGCGGUACCCCCAGUUUGAUGCUCACGUUGCCCGGGCAGGGGGUGUUCUUCGCAAUCAGACCAUAUCCAGCCAAUACCCUGGAGAGACCCAGAACCCAUUCCGCUCUGAACCAUAUGUGGCUACGUAUGACGACCAGUAUGGUGGCUAUAGUGCCGAACCAGAAGAUAUGUCACCGCCGCCUGUGCCCAGCAAAUAUCAACAAGGGGGCCGUGGGGUCAGCUUGUCUGACAAUGGACCUGUUCCUGGGCCCGAGGGUGUCCGUAGGGUAGCGAGACCAGCAGUCCGUCGGUCCACAUCACAGGCGCCUCAGAACCGAUACUCUCGUUCGUCAACGUUUAAUCUACCACCUGGAGCAGCGCCUCCACAUCCAGGAGGAUAUGGAAGCGGAUAUUAAAGAUACAUUCUAUUUUUGAUUUCAUGUGACAUUCUUCGAGAUCAGGUUCCAAACUUUUGGCUGGCCAGUGAAUUUAAGGAUGCUCUUCGUUUGCUCUCUUUGGACUACACGUGUUUUAUGGUGAUACCUUACGACCUUUUCAUUCUUCCAGUCCUUCCUUGACUUUAUCUUAACAACGCGCAGUUGAUCUGGACAGUAUCACGAAACGCAAUAUCUCUGUAAUAUUUCAACUUGGAUGCAUAAGCUAUCGUUCAGAUUUGUUACAUGCAUCGUCCACUCCUUAUAGAUACUAGAGGACUUCUUGUAGCAAAAAAGCAAAAAAAAAAAAGCCGAGUCUUGAAUACAAUGUGCAGCCCAGCCUGCCCAGGGUUAUUGUGGAAGUAUUUGGUUUGCACAAACAAGGGAGGUCGUGGUAGCCUUGAGGCGCUGGGGAA